Molecule: messenger RNA, 2406 nt
Organism: Brassica oleracea var. oleracea
Lineage: Eukaryota; Viridiplantae; Streptophyta; Magnoliopsida; Brassicales; Brassicaceae
Product: putative clathrin assembly protein At2g25430
Exons: 2
Coding region: 245-2185 (646 amino acids)
Biological process (GO): clathrin coat assembly; vesicle budding from membrane; clathrin-dependent endocytosis
Cellular component (GO): clathrin-coated vesicle; clathrin-coated pit
Molecular function (GO): 1-phosphatidylinositol binding; clathrin heavy chain binding; SNARE binding
Source: RefSeq, a predicted model, not a curated record
CUCUCUCUUUAGCCCACCACCACCUUUCUUUACUCCUUUCUCCGAAUCUUCUCUACACAGCCUUCGAGAUCUUCUUCUUCCUCCUCCUCCUCCACAGAUCUAAAGAUCUCAAUAACCGAAGAAACCAAUCUCCAAACAACCCGACACCGUUUUCAACUCCGACGUCGGCGAAUCUUCCUCCGUAGAUCUAGCAAAGAAAGCCUCUCCAAAAUCUCCAAACGAAAAUUCAAAUCCGGAUUAGGAGAUGGCGCCGAGCAUCCGAAAAGCGAUCGGGGCGGUUAAGGAUCAAACGAGCAUCGGGAUCGCGAAAGUCGCGAGCAACACGGCCCCAGAUCUGGAAGUAGCCAUCGUGAAAGCCACGAGCCACGACGACGACCCCGCGAGCGAGAAGUACAUCCGCGAGAUCCUCAACCUCACCUCCCUCUCCCGCGGAUACAUCCUCGCCUGCGUCACCUCCGUCUCGCGUCGCCUCGGGAAGACGCGCGACUGGGUGGUCGCCCUCAAGGCCCUGAUGCUCGUCCACCGCCUCCUCAACGAAGGAGACCCUCUCUUCCAAGAGGAGAUCCUCCACUCGACGAGGCGUGGCACGAGGAUGCUCAACAUGUCCGAUUUUCGCGACGAGGCGCACUCGAGCUCGUGGGAUCACUCCGCUUUCGUUAGGACUUACGCUUUUUAUCUGGAUCAGAGGCUCGAGUUAGCUUUGUUUGAGAGGAAGAGUGGUGUUGGUGGGGGGAGUAGUAGCUAUCAUAGCAAUGGUGAUGACCGUUACAGUAGAGGGAGAGAUGAUUUUCGAUCUCCCCCUCCCAGAUCUUAUGACUAUGACAACGGUAGUGGUGGUGGUUACAGUGGUGGUUAUGGUGGUGUGCCUAAGAGAUCUCGGUCUUACGGAGAUAUGAAUGAGAUGGGAGGAGGAGGGAGAGAUGAGAAGAAAGCUGUGACACCUCUUCGAGAAAUGACGCCGGAGAGGAUAUUCGGGAAAAUGGGGCAUUUACAGAGGCUGCUUGACCGGUUCUUGACAUUGAGACCAACCGGUUUAGCUAAGAACAGUAGGAUGAUACUUAUCGCGUUGUACCCCGUCGUGAGGGAGAGUUUUAAGCUCUACGCUGACAUCUGCGAGGUGUUAGCUGUUUUGCUCGAUAAGUUUUUCGAUAUGGAGUAUACCGAUUGCGUCAAGGCCUUUGAUGCUUACGCGAGCGCGGCGAAACAGAUUGAUGAGCUUAUCGCGUUUUAUAAUUGGUGUAAGGAGACAGGCGUGGCGAGAUCGUCUGAGUACCCGGAGGUUCAGAGGAUUACUAGUAAGUUGUUGGAGACGUUGGAGGAGUUUGUUAGAGAUAGGGCGAAGAGAGGGAAGAGUCCUGAGAGGAAAGAGAUCGAAGCUCCUCCUCCUCCGCCGGUGGCGGAAGAAGAGGAGGCUGAGCCUGAUAUGAACGAGAUCAAAGCGCUUCCUCCUCCGGAGAACUACACUCCUCCUCCUCAGCCUGAGCCUGAGCCGGAAAAACCGCAGUACACGGAGGAUUUGGUUAACUUGAGGGAAGAUGGAGUCACUGGUGAUGACCAAGGGAACAAGUUUGCGCUCGCGCUAUUCGCCGGUCCGCCGGGAAGUAACGGGAAGUGGGAAGCUUUCCCGUCGGAUGGAGUGACCUCCGCGUGGCAGAAUCCUGCUGCGGAGCCAGGGAAAGCGGAUUGGGAAUUGGCGUUGGUGGAAACAGCUAGCAACUUGGAGAAACAGACAGCCGCGUUAGGCGGCGGGUUUGAUUCUCUGCUGCUGAACGGCAUGUACGAUCAAGGAGCGGUUAGGCAACAUGUGAGCACCUCGCAGUUAACUGGUGGCAGCGCGAGCAGCGUAGCUUUACCUUUACCGGGUAAAACCAACACUCAAGUAUUGGCCUUACCUGCACCAGAUGGAACCGUUGAGAAAGUGAACCAAGACCCGUUCGCGGCUUCGCUAACCAUCCCACCGCCUUCGUACGUGCAAAUGGCCGAGAUGGAGAAGAAGCAGUAUCUGCUGAGCCAAGAGCAGCAGCUAUGGCAGCAAUACCAGCGUGAAGGAAUGAGAGGUCAAGCUAGUUUGGCGAAGAUGAACAACACUGGUCCAGUUCCAGGUGGAAUGCCUUACGGAAUGCCACCUGUCAAUGGGAUGGGACCGCCACCACCGACGGGGUAUUACUACAACAAUCCUUACUGAUUUCAUUCUAUUUGUUAUUUGCUCCACCAAGUCUUAUUAUGAUGUAUGUGUAGAUGACUCGUUUGUUUUUUUUUUUUUUUUUUGUUCACCUUCGUUCUCGUGUGUUUUUGAAAUGUUUCUUGCGUCUCUUGCUCGAGUUUGGAUUUAUAGUUUAUGUACACUUUAUUGAGGUUCUUGAUUCCAUUUUGUAUAACACAUUUUGAUAUCUCUAAUGUUUUUCA